Molecule: messenger RNA, 3777 nt
Organism: Cantharellus anzutake
Lineage: Eukaryota; Fungi; Basidiomycota; Agaricomycetes; Cantharellales; Hydnaceae
Exons: 18
Coding region: 1-3777 (1258 amino acids)
Cellular component (GO): cytoplasm
Molecular function (GO): protein binding
Source: RefSeq, a predicted model, not a curated record
AUGCCUGUAGGCUCCAGCCUUCUAUUUCCCUUGACUCUGAGAGACGGGGGCGAUGGUCAAGGCGUCAACAUCGUGGAUGAAGCGUUCUCCUCAUCUACAGCUACUGCACUCGCUGCAUAUCCUGGGGUAUUCGAACCAACCACAGCUAUUAAUCCUCCGCAAUGGAUUGCUGUUGGGUGCACAGACGGGAGCAUAUUCAUGUUGUCUCAUGGCGCACGCGACAACCUGGGCCAACUCUUUCCACGACAACUCCCUCGCAUGCGGCCAACCUCUCCAGUUCCAUCCAUAUCUUCAAUAAAAUCUUCAGGGAAUCACUUUUCCCCUACUAAUAUUGUUCCUAGUCGCUCGCUGGCCAUCUCUGACUUGAGCAUGGACGAAGCGCAGGCACCAAUGAAUUUCAUCGAUCACGAUGACGAGCACAAGCUCCGUGCACUUCUUCACACUCAGUCUGCCCCUGCUCCCCCUAAAGACAGGGAAGCUCUUCCUCCCGCACCUCCCCGACGCAUUGAUAUUGCAACUGAACAGACAACUGACAAACCCUCGUUGAAGCCUCCAUUUCAGCGAACAUCGAAUGCUGCAGUUCUGGCCGAUACCUACCCUGGCUCCUCACUUGGUUCACGGAACGGUACAGACGAAAAAUCGUUAUAUCCUUAUGCCUUGAGAUAUCAUCUUUAUCCGCCACAAACAAGUUCUGGAAAUUCUACUGUGUUCCUCGAGUUCAUAAAUGACGGAAACCUUCUUCUGUCACUCCAGACGGCAGGGCGGCUGUCCGUGUACUCUGUUCUGGAUGGUCUCUGCCUCAUUUCUGUUGAUCUGGGUGGUCCACCCCGCUGCCAGGCCCCUGUGGGAUACGAGAAUGUUCCAGCGGAUUCGCGUCUCUGGGAAUGGAAAGGAUUAAAUAUCAUACCCUUGAGCAGUCUGAUCGUUUAUAUCACGGCCUCGGACCCUUUCCAAUUUUCUCAGCUAGACCUUCCUUAUACCGACACAAUGUCGACAACGCGUGUAUCGUGUCUUAAGCUGAAUCUCCAUGAACUCAGACCUUUCUUAGUGGACGAUGAAGCUGUUGAAUGGCUCGGAGAGUGGAUCGUGCAAGGCCCAGCCUCUGCUUCUGGCGCUUUCUCCUGCCCAACCGAUAAUAAUCCUGAUCAAGUUUUGUGUUACAGACUUUCCGAGAGUCACAUCUUUCUUGUCACUCCAGUAAACUUCUUACCGAAGUCUAGUAGUGGUUUGCUCCAUAGGCCAGUUGACGACCGAGGAACAAAUGAUGCGUCUUCAAACCAGCUGCAUCUCCCUCGCCUCCCUCUCUCUGCAAUUUAUCGGCCUUUUAAAAUCGGAGGGAAGCUGAUCCCGCGACGUCAGGCUUCGCUUUACGAGCACAAGAAAGAUGACAUCCACUUUUUGGACAAUCGAGUUUUGCUCGGUGAUAAUAUCUCUACCCCUGGGAUUGAUCUCGACGGGAGGCAAGUGAAAGGAGAGCGCGUUGGAUUCUUGAGGAUCGAAGGUUGGGGCAGGAAAAUACUCUGGAGACAACAGUCGAAGGAUCCAUACAACAGUUUAGGCGACGGCUAUCUAAGAGUGGCUCCACUCUCCCAACUGGUUCACGGGCUUGACCUGCCGAGAUAUGCGGGUUCGAAACGAUCUUUGCACCAGCCGAUAACAAGUCUCCACGUCACCCUCAAUUAUCAUGUUAUGAAAACUCUGGUUGUUGCUGGAACGGCAGACGGCACCGUAUCUCUGUGGGAGACGGGAUCAUUGAAUCUGCUCAAGAAAUGGACAAUAUUUCACGAUGCAUUACGAUAUGUGAUCACGUUGCCGGACCCUCAUCCAGGUCGAAUGCAUGAUUGUGUCUUAUGUAUGUCAAUAAGCGGUACGAUAGCGGUCAUCAGUGUAGAGACACUGCAGCUGCUGUAUGUCAUACCGGGAUCCGUCGCUCCAUUAGAGCGGAUUUGGGUUAGCGCGAACAGCAUAUUGUUGUUGUAUGGCAAUUCGCGAACUCGCCUUUGGGACACGAACACACUGGAAUUUUGGAGAUCAAUGGGUCAAGAUCAGGCGAUGGAGCUUUUGAGUCAAGGGGGAUGGUUUGAUGCUGGUCCUCUGGAGCAGCAAGAGCCCGACUUCCCUUGCUGGAGUCUGGGACGCCUCGAUUCCAGUGCCGGUGCACUGGAUGUUGCCAGGACGGUCAUCGUUGAUGCGUGGCGGUUGCUUGGUUUGGCGCCCGUUUCAGCAUCGCUGCCGCCGACAGAAAGUGACAAGACUCCUGAGCAGGCAUUCGGUAAAGGUAAGAGGCCCGAGCAUCCGGAAAGACCAGAACAUUCUCCACCCUCUUCGGGUCGCGAUGAGGCCGCCAUGUUGGCUGUUUCCUUUCUCAUUACUCAAGAAGAAACUCGUUAUGCAAAUUUUGGGGCGAAAACACGCCACUUUAGUUCCGCUUUAGUUGGCAUGUAUGGUUACGGCGGUUCAGUAGCCAUACCAGCCAUUUCUUGUAACACCGAAUUGUCUCUAAUUUAUAAAACACGACGCUUAUUUGCCCUUGCGUUGGCGUUUCGUCAAGCUGGACUAGAUCCAACGAAACUCAUCAAUAAAUUACUCUCUCAAGCUGGGCUGGCACAAACUCCUAGAGAGUCGUGCCCAAAUAUCUCAUUCCCCCUUCUUGGCUCGAUUUGGUCACAGUCAUCAGGCGAAGAGAAGUACGUCGCAAGAUAUCUCUUCGACGCUGGUGCUACAUUGCUCUCGGAUCGAGCUGCCACCGAUCUCUUUGACGAGUGGCAGCAUUACCUUCCGUUCCUGCAAGCCGAUGCCCAUAAGCAGUUUCCCAUAUCGGCACUUGCUUUAUUUGUGGUAGGAAAUGUGGCUGUUGAGAAAUACGCCAUUUGUUCCCCAAGUACUCUAAUCGACGUCUCACGAUCAAUCAAGUUAUACAUGAGUGACGAUCAGUCCCCUCAUCGCGCAACCGCCAUUGACUUAUGCUCUCGUGGGUUCCAUAUCUGGAGAAUUUAUGUGAACGCCAUGGAUCUUCUAAGAUCCCUUUCUCGACUCGCUGUUGGGACUCCGGCACAAAAGGACAGCACUCAACUUCGAAAUUUGGUUCAACUAGCACGAACGAGUGUUCUGCAGAUUGCCAAGGCCAAUACACCUCUUUUCAUUUCAACGAUUUCAUUGGACAUCAUGGAUACCAACUCCGUUGAAUAUCGUAGCUCCACUAUGCAGCUUAUUGCAUACAUAAUUCGCAGAGAUCGAAUGAUAUUGUAUCCAAAUCUACCUCGUCUUGUGGAAGCGGUGGUCAAAUCCCUGGACCCCAAUUCAUCUGCAAGAGAAGUAGUGUUGGACUCCGCCAUCGAAUUUCUUGGGCAAGUGGUGCGAACGUACGCGAGUAUUGAUUUCUAUAUGCCCACUCAGCGCUUGGCGGUCGGCACGAACGAAGGUGCCCUCAUCAUGUAUGACUUGAAAUUGGCCUCCAGGUUAUACGUGCUUGAUGGACACAAACAACGAUUGUCCGCUUGCACCUUCUCUCCUGAUGGGCGUCGAUUAAUUACAGUAUCAUUGGAAGAAGGGCUUGUGAUGGUGUGGAAAGUUGGAUCGAGCCUUGUCAGCUUCUUCAUGCCCGGUGCUCCACCACGACAAGGGAACUCGAGCUCCGAACCUUUCAAAAAGUUCCCCAUAACCGUCAGAACAGAUACAACAUACGAACAACUUUGCGAUUCACUAGUAUUUGAUUGGCCAGGUCCGCGGACCGCCAGAGUGACUAUCGGCGAAAGUGUCUUCACUUUCGCUACCUAA